UUUGCACUCUCACGGUAUAUAGCUCCGGCUCAAACUUUGCUUUUGCCUUCAUAUGUAGAAGCUGAUUUGUUGAGAAAUAUAGCUUUUUACUUUGAAUUCUCUGUUGGACUUUGGGGGUUAGUGGAGGUCAUCCAUGUUUCGGCUCUGGAGGACAAGAAAUAGAGAAAAGAAGAAAUAAUGCCAAUGCUGGACCGACCCUUGGAUUCUUCAAGCACCACAUCAGGGAGAUGGGAGUUAUUCAAAGAUCCAUAAAGAGGAAAUGGUAACAGAGAGAGACAGAGAGAAGAGGAUGGCUGCCUUUGGAGAAAUGAACUUGCUGUCAAGGUAAUAAGCAAUGUGUGAACCUGUUAACUAGGCGUAUUCUCUCUGACCUUAAUUUAAACUGGGGAUUAGCCAUCUCAUCACAGUUCUUGGUGAGAAGCCAAAGCUUGUUUUGCCUUUGGCAAACUCAAAAGAAGGAUUGGAAAGAAAAGUAGCUGCUCAUUCCCUCGGAGAAAGCUUUGCAUAUAUCCUUUGGCAAGGAACUUGAAUUGAUUAAAAGGCUAAUUUAUUUGGACCGACUUCAAGAAAAGAAAAACACACUGCAUUUACAUGUAUUACCGUAAUGGAUUUGGAUCAGUUCUACUGCUUAACCCAGGAGCAUCGUGUUUAUCUACCUGAAUCCAGCUCUUCAAAGGACCCAAGAACUUAUUGAUAGUCUCCGUCCUCGCAGGCAAUGGAGCUUCGUAAGAGACUUAAGCGGAACAAGCUAAAACACAAGUUUGGCCUUUCACAAGAUGCACCAUCUGAGGGGAGAUGCAGCAGUAACAUGAUGUUGGGGACAGCAAGAUCUCAUGGCCCCCAGGAGGGGGAUAGAAGGAACGUUUCUCUGUUUGGAGGAUCAGGGACUUGUUCCGGUUCAGGCAACCCCCAACGGUGGCCUUGGGGACUGCGUGUUUCCAUGGCAACAGGGCUGUUUCUGGCUGUCCUGCUGGCGGGGACUCAGGCCUGGUGCGUUAACUCCUUACAUGAGAAUCUGCUGUGGUUCUCUCAGCUCAUGGAAGUGGAGCGGGAGAUUUCCUUUCGAACAGAGUGCGGACUGUACUAUUCCUACUACAAGCAAAUGUUGCAGGCCCCGACCAUACAGGAAGGGCUCUCUGAUUUGAUCCAUGACAACUUGACAGAAUCCAAGAGGACCAUUAAUCUCCUACAGCGAAUGAAUAUCUACCAAGAGGUCUUUCUCAGUGUUCUCUACAGAUUGCUGCCCAUUCAGUCGUAUCUGGAGCCAGUGUAUUUCUACAUUUACACAGUGUUCUCGCUCCAAGCGGUGUAUGUGAUCGCUCUGUACCUCACAGCAUGGCUCCUCUCUGGUUCCUGGCUGGCUGGUGCGCUCACUGGGGUCUGGUACAUCCUCAACAGGGUAGAUACCACUCGUGUGGAGUUCACCAUCUCCCUCAGAGAGAACUGGUCUUUGCCCUUCCUAGCACUGCAGGUCGCUGCUAUCACAUGUUACCUCCGGCCUCAGCUCACUGCCUUACAGCAGAAGGUGAUGGUGUGGUUGAUGUAUGUCACAACAUUCUGCUUCUGUCUGACGUGGCAGUUCAACCAGUUCAUCCUACUUGUUCAGGCCCUCAUCAUAUACACCCUGGACUGUAUCGACUUUUUAACAACUACACAGGUGACCACUCUGUACCUUGUUCAAGUGUGCGGUCUGCUGAGCGUGUGGCUCCUUCAGUUCUGUAACUCCAUGAUACUGGGAUCACUGGUCCUGAGCUUCAUCGUAGCUGCACUCUUCAUCAGACACUGCCAGUCUGGACUGAAGACAGGAAGCCCGCUGGCUCGUCUGGGCAAACUGCUUCUCCACACUGCCAUGGUUCUUCUCCUCACCUUCACCAUCAACUACCUAGCCAAGCAAGUUCUUCAGCUCAGAUCAGACGAGCACAUCUUUAAAUUCAUCAAGUCAAAGUUCGCCUUGGGGCAAACAAGGGAUUUUGAUGCCAGUCUGUAUCUGUGUGAGGAAGCCUUCGGCGUGCUGCCCCUCGACACACUGGAGCGGCUGGCUGGUACGCUCCUGCUGUAUCCCUACAUCCUCACCCUGCUGCUGCUCAGUGGCAUGCUGGUGGUGAGCGCAUUGCAAAACCUGAGGGCCAAAGGAGUUUCAGUUGAGGAGAGGAAAGGAGCAGAAGGGCGCAUGGUUGCUCUCCGUCCAGAUGUGGCCUAUAAUGUGUUGCAUACGCUUUUCUACGGUCUCCUGGCUAUCAGCACUAUGAGGAUGAAGUAUAUAUGGACUGGUCAUAUGUGUGCGAUCGCAGCAUAUGGUGUGUGCGGGACGGAGCUGUGGACUCCUCUUCUCACCACUCUCCGCUGCAACAGUAAAGUUCUGUUACGCUUCGUCAGAUAUGCAGUUCCACUGGCGAUGAUGGCCUGCCUGUAUUACAAGUUCUGGCCUAAGCUGAUGGAGGAGGUAUCAGAACUGAGGGAGUUUCAUGAUCCAGACACUGUGGAGCUCAUGACCUGGAUUAGCACAAAUACCCAUAAGGGGGCUGUAUUCGCAGGGAGCAUGCAGCUGCUGGCUGGCAUCAAGCUGUGCACAGGCAGAGUUCUCACCAACCACCCCCAUUAUGAAGAUAAAGACCUGCGUGAGAGGACCAGACAGGUGUAUCAGGUGUAUGCUCGUCAGUCCCCGGAAGACGUCCAUGAGAUCCUGAGGGCUGCCGGAGCCGACUACGUGGUGCUGGAGAACAGCAUCUGUUACGAGCGGAGGCACAGGCGAGGCUGCAGACUGCGGGACCUGCUCGACCUGGCCAACGGACAUAUCAUGGAUGGACCGGGAGAGAAUGACCCAGACCUUGUCCCUGCCUCCCACCCUCGAUUUUGCGAGGCCAUCAAGACGGACCCAGCAGGUUACACCGCUCUGUUCACCAGAACAUUCCAGAACAAAACCUUCCACGUGUACCGGGUCAAGAAGAAACGCAAGAAAAGUGCCAAGACUUUGUCAGAGCCCGGUGCGACUCAAUAAAAGGAGCCGGGCUGUAAGAAACCCCCCGUCAGAGGCCAGAGAGGAGAGAGACGGAGGAGAGGAAGACAUAAAAGCACUGAAUCCUCGCUGUUCUUCUGUCUGUCGCACAGUGCCCAGCUGUGAUCAUGCCCAUUAUUUUUUAACACACGGCUCUGUGAACUGUGGUGAUGGAGCGGUGAGCCGGUUCAAGCUUGGGGCUGCAUUGUUUUAGUUAGAGGAGUGUGGGAGCAUCUGUAGAGGGUCCUGCUUUGGGUUGUUUCUGUCUCCACCUGUCCACCUGCUCUCCUCCCAGCUCUCACCGCCACAGAUAAAAUGAGACAGAAACAAUUGGAAACAGGCGGAGUCUGGAACGACUAACCACUAAUGAUUUAGUGUCAUAUGAAGUCACCAUUGCCAUUUCCACACAGUGCAUCAUGAAAGAAGGAUGAAAGUCAUGGCUCCUGUACUUCUGAGUUAUUAAAAUAAUUGGUUUGGGGCUCAAAAGCAUUCGACAGCCAACAUCAGAUCAGAACCCUCUAGAAUUUGUUAUCACUUUUAUUUUUUUACUUUAGCUAUUGAUAUUUGACGAUGAAAUACUCGCCACAUACUGAUGAACAGAGCAUUUUUCUGGAUAUGCAGUAUAUUACAGAUCUUUUUUACUUGUUGAAAGAUGAGGAGAAAAAUUGAAGAAUUGCCAAAAGAUUUUGUUGAUCUCAUCAAAUAUGUUCAAGGAGUUUUAGCUAGAUCCCCGAUGGAGCUCACUAUAGGAGCCCAACCGUCUUUAACAGUUUUUCUGUUAUGAAAGUUCAAGUUUGAGCCACUGCAGUGAUGGAAAUUCAUACUGCCAGUUAGUGAAAUUGCUAUAUUUGCAGAGUGUGGAUCAAAACUGAAGCAAUGGGCUCUUUCUUAUUAUCCCAAUUUUAGACAAAACAACUAAAGAAGCACUGUAGUGAGUGUUAAGGCCUGGUCACACCAGAAAAGAGAUGUAAACAUUUUUUUUUCCAAAACUUUGCUGCUUUCGUAACUACCUGAAGGGCUUCUUUGUGAGCUAGCAUAGCUUAAUGAGCUAUCAUCUAACACAUUAGCUAGCUAAGACUUGCUAGAUGGUCACAAUACCUUCUCUGGACUGACAUUAGUCCAAGAUAUUACAUUUCUUUCAAUAAAGAGUUUUAUUCAAGACAAAACAAGCAAACUGGCGAUGUAGCCAGGUGGAGAAUAGAACAAUACAAUAGUUACCACGUUUGUAGUAUUACUAAUGCUCGUUGAGAAGUUUUUCUUAUCAGGGGAGACCAUUUUGGACUCCCCUGAUAAGGGGCUUCCUUCCCACAAAAGCCACUGUAAUGAAUUAAUUGUAUUCUAAAGGCUCUGGUUUGUCUAUGAUUUUCAUCCACAGCAUGUUUAGGACUGAACAUUUGUGUUCAUUUAAAAGUGCAAAUUUUACUCUUGACAUUGGAUGUAACAAUAUAAUCCCAACUGAAGGUCCACUUACCAGACGGGCUCUCAGACAUGCAGUGGGCUCCAGAUUAUCUCCUGAAGUUAUUCGAAGGGGCAAUGCAAAUGUCCGAGCUAGUUGCCGUCUUAGUUUGAAUACAAACUAUGGGAAAUUUCCAGAUGAGCCCAUUUGAGAACACAGCAGAAGAAUCUCCAGAGGAUUCACAUUGAGCGAGCGGGCAUGUGGAGGUUUCUAACAUGUCACAUGAUGUGAAACUAAAAAAACUAACAAAGAGAAUACAAACAUCUCCGGGUGAAAAAGUGGAGCCAUAGAUGUAGAAGACACCGACAAAAAUGUCACCUUGAAAAGACUUUGAGAUUCGAGUCGAUGUCGCUGUAAACAAAAACACGUGAUCUCCACAGCAGAAUUAAGAUGCAUUCCCCUCACGUCAACACCUAGACCUGUGUUGUGAACGUGCCUGAGCGUAGAAUGUCCUGCUGCGUUGUUCAUGUGUGAACCUGACUGUGUACUGUGUUGUCAAACUACUAUCUCUGUGAUCACAGAUCAGACACAAUGAAAUGCUUAUUCCAGUAUUUUCCCGAAUUUGGGGUCAUUUUUAAAAAGAAUAGCCCAUUGCUUGAGCAUGUUUGCCUCCUCAGUGAUAGAUGGUCUCAAUAACCCCGAAAAACAAGACAGAAAUAACUUUGUUUUUUCAUUCUGGCCUUGGUGGAAACAGGUUCCCCCCGCAGCCUAAAUGUCUUUCUGCUGUAAAAACAGGUCAAAGCUGGUACCAAGUGAUAUUUGUGACAGUGUUGUUGUUGUUGUUGUUGUGAUUGCCGUCAUGUGUUUCUUUCCCGUUCUUUCUCCUGCAGGCUCUGUGAUUCUCAUCAGCAGCAGCCACAACCUUUUCCCUCUCUGUGUUCUCUCUCUGUCUCACACACACGCAGCCACAAUCACACAUGAAUAAUGUAAGUGGCGAGGAAAUUGCAGCAGGCUGACAACGACGCUGAUUCCCCGCCGCAAUCCAAAAUAGUUUGUGAGGGAGAGAAAGGGAGAGGGCCAACACUUGCAUAUCAAACUCCGGCUUUGUGGUUAGAGAGGAGAGAGGGGGGGAGGAGAGGGGAGGCUAGAGAAGAGGCUCAUGUUUAAACAGCAGCAGACGAGGGAUGAGGAGUGCAUCAGAACACAGAUUCACAAUGAUCCCAACCUCUCCCGGGUUUUCUUUUUCUCCUCUCAAAUGAAAGGGAGCGCAGGGGAGGUGAUUGAGCUGCUGGUACGAUGUCGAUAAUUAUUGAUCGGCAACUUGAUGCCACAUUGGGCCGUUAUGUGGGAAUGACACACACAAACACACACAUAUACACACACACUUCCUCUCUCUCAUCUCAGUCAGCCUGUAUUUGUUCACUUGUUAAUAAGGACCUGUGUCUUUGAUAAUCCACACCUUCGCUGACGCACGAACUCUCCUGCUGAGCUGUUGUGGGGCUUUUCGUAACGUGUUAGUUAGCCGCGCAGCCACAUCGUAAUGCAUACAAAUCCGAUCAGUGCGAGGCGGCGGCGCUCACCCCCCCCUCGCCUCCAUAUUGGAUGUUAAAUUUAGAAGAUGUCUGAUUGCUUUAUUUGAACGAAGUGAUUCCAUUAUGUUUGCCUAAUAAGAGUGUACUAAUGUGAUUUUUUAUUCAGCAUUGUUAAUUUCCAUACAUAUUGGGAUUAGUAGUUCAUUCGAAGACGUGCUGUCUGCCUAUGGUUUCCGUAAUGAAAGUGAGAUGAAGAAAGCCAUUAAGUUGUGUGCACAUAGAAUUCAGCUCAACACUCCAUUGAGCCUCGUAAAGAACAAGUACAUGUUGCUGAAUCAAAUGCAGCCACUUGAAUUCUGUCUGUUUGUCUGAAUCGUUUUAGAGAAAGAAGGCGAGAGUAGGUUAUUUCUGUUAUCACAGAUCAGAGUUUCUUUUUGCACAUGUGUGACCUAAACAGUACUUGGUUGUUGGUUUUAAUGUGUUUGUGUUAUUAUCACAAGCAGAAGGAACAGCUGAGACUGAUACAUUUCUCAUUGGCCAAACAUGUCAAUCGUCUCAUUACCUGGUUAUAUAUGCUGCUGACUGGCUCAGAUUUAAAUGUUGAUGAAAGUAUAAAGAGGAUUUAUAUUUCUGACCAGCUGAAGUUCUGCUGCAUGUGCCAUCCUUAGACGAGUUAUUUCCUCGGAGCGUCGAUACAGAGGCUUCUGGCUGAGUCUGUGCCAUUUAAAAACAUUGCAACUAUUUGUGAAUGUGACAUUUCCACUGGGAGGGUAAGGGUUUUCAUAGCGUGUGUUGACAGACCACUUUAUCCUGUGCUCACACUGGUACUCCAGAAGUGACAGACAGGAAACUGUUGCACCUUGUGACCCUGAACAUUAUCAUGUUGAGCACAGGCACUGAUACAGUCAUACGGUCUGAGUGGAAACAGAUGACUUCUGGGUUUAAAUAAAAAAAAUGGUAUCGUAUGUUUGUGAGUGCCUUUGGCUAUUUCCUCAAUUUUUUUUAACUCAUGUUGUUCAGCUGGGUUUUCUACUGGAGGACAUUUUUCAUAUUAGACAUCAAACACACUAGUGAAUGUUUACAACCCAAACAAAACUGUUUUCGUGCCAAGCAAAGUACUGGUGGAAGUGAUAUGUAAGAUAACCUGAGUUUUUCAAUGCCAGUGGUAGUUAUUAGAUAUAUCUAUGUUCAAUGGCAGUAUGACCAAUAAAAGUAUUUCUUUUUCA
Messenger RNA from Platichthys flesus (European flounder), 7149 nucleotides. RefSeq names its product dpy-19 like C-mannosyltransferase 3 (gene dpy19l3). Gene Ontology annotation, cellular component: nuclear inner membrane. The coding region runs from base 716 to 2998 and encodes 760 amino acids. Gene Ontology annotation, molecular function: mannosyltransferase activity. The record is from RefSeq and is a predicted model, not a curated record. Lineage: Eukaryota; Metazoa; Chordata; Actinopteri; Pleuronectiformes; Pleuronectidae. The transcript has 17 exons.